Nelumbo nucifera (sacred lotus) is the source of this 957-nucleotide messenger RNA. RefSeq lists its product as uncharacterized. The record is from RefSeq and is a predicted model, not a curated record. Lineage: Eukaryota; Viridiplantae; Streptophyta; Magnoliopsida; Proteales; Nelumbonaceae.
AUGAGGUGUAAGAAGCAUCUCUCCGACCUCAGCAGCAGCGUCGGCGUCUGCGCUUCUUGUCUCCGUGAGCGCCUCUUCGCUCUCAUCGCCGCUCAAGUCCAAGCCCAAGCCGAAGAACGCCGGAAAUCUGAUUCACAUCCACCGCCGCUGGUCUUUCCCCGCUCCGUCUCUCCUUACGUUUGCCGCCGCUCGGACGAUUCCUCUUGGCACCACAAUCACUUCGAUCAACGAUUUUACAGUACUCCUCAAGUGGGUCCCACCUCAAACUCCGCCGCGCAUGGUCGUAAAAAGAAACACAGCAAGUUCUCUCUGCUCACCUCCCUUUUCACCUCCAGAUCGAAAGACCAUCGCCACGAAGCCGACGACGAACAUCAAUCUAGAGUUUCAAGAUUUUCUAGAGAUUCAAUUUCCUCUUCGUCGUCCUCUCCGAUCUCAUCCUCCUGGUUCUCCUCUAUUCUCCCAAGUCGUAGUAGGAAAAAACAAUCCCGGCUAUUCUCCCUCGACGAGACUGCUACUGCUACUGCUGCUACUACAACCACCACUACUACAUGCAGUCGUCGGCCAUGCCGGGCGAGGGAUCGAGGAAUGUCGCCGUCAAAGGGCAUCAAUGAAGGCAAAUACUACGAAGACUACGAAGUUUCUCCUUCGGCGAGUGGGUACUCAUCGGAUGCCUCCCAAAGUCGGUGGAAAUACCUGAUGACGGCGCCGGCAGUUCGACGGAGAGAACCUCCACAGCACAACCGAAACGUUUCGGGAUUGGCGUUCUGUUUGAGCCCGUUGGUGCGGGCGAGCGCCAAUACCCACCGGAAUAAUGGGUUUUCCGGGGAUAUGGGGUUUUCCGGCGAGAUUAGAGUGCCGUCGAACAAGCCGCAUCAUCUGUCGACGGCUGCAUCGUUCUGUGCCAACAGAUCGAGAAAGCUAGCAGAUUUCGGGAGGUACGACAGUUUCAACCAUUGA